AUGAAGUUCUCCACAUUCUUGCCACUCGCCGCUCUAGCCUGCGCAGCUCAAAGCUUGGCCAUCAUCACACCGAACGCCGACUACCAGCAACUUUUCGGCGAGAGAGACCUCGAUGGGCCAACCCAGUUCCUCGAGAGACGACAACAAGGUAUUGGAGGUGCUGGUCAGAACGGUCCUGGCUACCAGACAGUCCCCAACGUACCUUUUAAUGGAAACGACUCGCUCCCCUAUUCGCCACCCUUUUACCCAACGCCUCAGACUAAAGGAACCUCACAAAAGUGGAAAGAUGCCAUCGGAAAGGCGCGAGCUUAUCUGCAGCAGUUCAACCAGACUGAAAAGGUCAUGCUUACCACCGGUUCUGGCUGGACUCGAGGCCCAUGUGUUGGAAACAUUGCACCCAUUCCUCGUGUCAACUUUCCUGGUAUGUGUCUCAUGGACGGUCCAGCCGGUGUCCGAGGCACUGACCGUAUCACGUCGUUCCCAGAUGCCAUCACCGCUGCCGCUUCCUUCGACCGCGAUCUCUUCUACAAGCGCGCCUACGCCCUUGGCGAGGAGUUCAAGACCAAGGGCGCCAACAUAUGGCUUGGUCCCAUGAUGAACCUGGCUCGCUCCCCCGCGGCUGGUCGCUCAUGGGAAGGCUUCGGUGCUGAUCCUUACCUGAACGGUGAAGGCUCGUAUUUCUCCGUCCUUGGUGCUCAGGACGCAGGUGUUCAGGCCACACUCAAACAUUACAUCAACAAUGAGCAGGAACACUUUCGAAACGAGGGGAGCUCUAACAUCGACUCUCGCACCGAGCGAGAGCUCUACCUUCACCCUUUCCUUCGAGGUGUUCAGGCCGGUGCUGCAUCUAUCAUGUGCUCGUACAACCUAGUCAACAACAGUUGGGCCUGCCAGAACUCGGAACUGCUCAACAAUCGUCUCAAGACCGAGCUCGAGUUCCCUGGUUAUGUUAUGUCGGAUUGGGGUGCUCAGCAUGCUGGUGUUGCUUCGGCCAAUGCUGGCCUGGAUAUGACCAUGCCUGGUGAUGUUCUCUGUUGCUCGCGUCAGGAAGGCUCGCUUUGGGGCGGAAACCUUACCAACGCCAUUAACAAUGGCUCUGUGACUACCACACGUCUUGAUGACAUGGCUACUCGUAUCCUUGCUGGCUGGUUCCUCCUUGGACAGGAUCAAGGAUUCCCAGAGCCCAACUUCAACUUUUUUGACAAGAUGGACCCUGCUACCAAUCAACACAUUGAUGCUACAGCGGACCACUACAAGAUUGCGCGCGAAGUGGCCAGUGCAGGCACUGUCUUGCUAAAGAACCAUCGUCACGCUUUGCCGCUCAACAAGCCGCGCAAUAUGGCCGUCGUUGGUUCGGAUGCCGGACCUCUCUAUCAGGGAUCCAACUAUUGGCCUGAUCGUGCUCAGAAUGGUGGUUUGCCGUACGGCACGCUUGGCCAAGGUUGGGGUUCUGGCGCCAGCGACUACUCGUACUUUUUCUCUCCUUAUGAGGCUUUGCAGGCGCGUGCUCGCGAGGAUCGCACAGACUUCCAGUGGAACUUUGACGACUUCAACAUUGCUCAGAGUGUCAAGAUUUCUAACAUGACCGACGUUGCGCUCGUCUUUGUCAGCGCUGAGAGUGGCGAAGGUUAUAUCACCGUCGACCAAAACGAAGGCGAUCGCAACAACUUGACGCUCUGGAAUCAGGGUGAGCAGCUUAUCCGCAACGUGACUGCCGUCAACAACAACACGGUCGUCAUCAUUCACUCGGUAGGCGCUGUCGAUAUGGAGAGUUUCGCCGAGAACCCCAACGUAACGGCCAUUGUCUGGGCUCAGCUUCCCGGCAGUGAGAGCGGUCGUGCUCUUGUGGAUGUGCUGUAUGGCGAUUAUAACCCCAGCGGCCGGCUUCCUUAUACGAUUGGUAAGAACCGCACAGACUACUCUGCGGAUGUGCUUUACUACAACGACACUGUCACGCCUCAGAUCAACUACACGGAAGCCCUCAACAUUGACUACCGCCACUUUGAUGCGAAGAACAUUGAGCCUCGUUACGAGUUUGGUUUCGGCCUGUCUUACACCAAAUUUUCGUAUUCCGGUGCCUGGACGCAGCAGGUAGGAUGGGCCGACAACAGCUGGUGGGGAUCCUCAAAUGCAUCGACAGGUCUGCCGGAAUGGCUCUUCCAACCCAAGUACGAGCUCACCUUUUCGCUCACCAACUCUGGCGAUCGUGACGGCCAUGAAGUGUGGCAAGCGUACCUCGAGUUCCCGCGCUCGUCAGGCGAGCCGCCAAAGGUACUGCGUAACUUUGGGCGCGAGUGGGUCAACAAGUACAACACAAUAGAGGUCAAAUUCACGCUUAGCCAAUACGACGUUUCGACGUGGUGCAACAAGAAGAACCGAUGGCUGCAGCCUGAGGGCAAGCUCAAGGUGCUCAUUGGUGCUUCGUCUCGUGAUAUUCGCCAGGCCGUCGUUCUCAACUGA
Molecule: messenger RNA, 2460 nt
Organism: Mycosarcoma maydis (corn smut)
Lineage: Eukaryota; Fungi; Basidiomycota; Ustilaginomycetes; Ustilaginales
Product: putative beta-glucosidase
Exons: 1
Coding region: 1-2460 (819 amino acids)
Biological process (GO): glucan catabolic process
Molecular function (GO): beta-glucosidase activity
Source: RefSeq, a predicted model, not a curated record